Medioppia subpectinata is the source of this 1960-nucleotide messenger RNA. The record is from the annotation of a GenBank genome assembly. NCBI's taxonomy places the organism in Eukaryota, Metazoa, Arthropoda, Arachnida, Sarcoptiformes, Oppiidae.
CAAUUGAGUGGUAAUUAAUUUAGUCGUUAGGGUUUGUUUAGUGCAAUUGCUUCAUACAAAAUACCAUAUUUCAAUUCAAAUAUAUUAAUUAUAUCGCUGUGCAAUCUAGUUAAUAUAGUUAAUAUCUAUUUUGAGAGCAUAUGACUUGUGCCAGUACAAUCUGCCCUAGGUAACUCAUGAAUUAUGGUUAUUUAAAGCUCACCAGACAAUCAUAAAUGUUGGUGUUUUUUAUGACUUUAUAACGCAAUACAUAUUAUAUACUGUGAAACACAAAUUGGCAAACAUUUAUAUUUGUCUGAAUUGUCGCUAGUAUUUACAUUAAAGUGCCCAACAUUUCAAGUGAUUUCAUUAAAUUCCACCAUAUUCAAACAUCCAGUGAAUUAAUCAACAAGCUAAAUCUAUGGGAACGGGAUCUAAACGGCCAAUAAAGCUGUGCCUUAUCUGCGGUGACAAAGCAUUUGCCUUCAAUUUUGGUGUCAUAUCGUGUCAGUCAUGUAAAGCAUUCUUCAGGAGGAAUGCACUCAAGAAUAAAGGUUUUGAAUGCGCUUUCGAUAACAACUGUCGGAUCGACAAAAAUACGCGAAAGUUUUGUCAAAAAUGUCGUUUAGAUAAGUGUUUCACUAUUGGCAUGAAAAAGGAAUGGAUCUUAAAUGAGGAACAGUUGGGUGUGAUUAAGGCCAAGAUAUUGUACAAUAAGAUCAAAAAAUCCAAACAAAAUCAGCGCAAGAAGUCGUUGGUCGAGAAGACCAGCACUAGUAGUAGUAGUGGUGGCGAAGAGUCUGAGAGUCAGUCACCAGCAGCUGAUCCGUCAACGGCUGCCGCCAGUGAUCUCUCACUCGUCGCCACAAAGCAGUCAUUAGUGGAGAUAACAGCCGACCUGAAGACAACUGACCGCUAUUUGCCGGACAACCACUACUAUCACACAUACAGCGCGGAUCAGUUGCUGGACUUUCACGAGUACGUGGUCACUAUGACCAGACACGUGACCGAAUACACAUCGGGCCUAAACGACGCCGAAUGUACCAAGCUCGUCGAGCUAUUUAACGCCAUCAAUUUCAUCCGGGAACCAACUGUGCCCAAUCAGCCACAGAUAACUGACACGGUUAAUUUGAAAGUGGCCAUGGUCAGAAAGCUGGACACCGAGAUCAGGCGCAUAGUGACGGUGGCCCAGAAUGUGACCGAGUUUGGCUGCCUGUGCGACAACGAUCGCAUAGCCCUGAUUAAGUAUGGCGUGAUCGAGAUCAUUUGUAUGCGCCUGAUACAGUUUUAUAAUUUCGGCGCUCGCCAUUGGACCAUAUUUAUGGAGCAAAACAAAUGGAUUCUCUCGAAGUUGGAUCAAUUGAGAUCUCGACAACUAAAGCAGGGAUUCAGCGCUGGUUUUGCCAAAAUUGGCGACGAAUGGGACUCCGAUCCGAUUAUUCUGGAUUUGCGAACGGUCUAUUGUGAAUAUACGUUUGAUAUUGUAUUUUACACACGUAUAUCACUGUUCAAUACGGAUCUUAAGUGCGGCAAAACCACUCUUUAUAUUCUUCAGGAGCAGAACAAAUGGAUUCUCUCAAAAUUGGAUCAAUUGAGAUCUCGACAACUAAAGCAGGGAUUCAGCGCUGGUUUUGCUAAAAUUGGUGACGAAUGGGACUCCGAUCCCAUUAUUCUGGAUUUGAUUCUCGAUGUUAAACUCCCCGAUGGCAACACUACCGACAGUGGUUAUAAUACUAACAAUGGCUACUCUACUGACACCGGCAACUCUACCGACACCGGCAACUCAACCAACACCGGCCACUCAACCAACACCGGCAACUCAACCAACACCGGCCACUCAACCAACACCGGCAACUCAACCAACACCGGCCACUCAACCAACACCGGCCACUCAACCAACACCGGCCACUCAACCAACACCGGCAACUCGAGCAACACCGGCAACUCGAGCAACACCGGCAACUUUAUCGCUGCCGACUAA